AUGGAGGAAGGCAAAGUAGUGAAGCACAUACUGCUGGCAAAGUUUAAAGAUGGCCUAUCUGAGGAGCAGAUUGAAGAAAUCAUUAAGGGAUAUGCUAGCCUCGUCAAUCUUGUUCCUUCCAUGAAGGCUUUCAGAUGGGGCAAGGACGUGAGCAUUGAGAACAUGCAUCAAGGUUUUACUCAUGUCUUUGAGUCAACCUUUGAAAGUACAGAAGGCAUCGCCGAGUAUGUUACUCAUGCGGACCACGUUAAAUAUGCAAAUAUGUUACUUCCUCAAUUGGAGAAAGUCAUUGUUGUUGACUACAAACCCACUGCAGUCCAACUCUAA
Molecule: messenger RNA, 327 nt
Organism: Fraxinus pennsylvanica
Lineage: Eukaryota; Viridiplantae; Streptophyta; Magnoliopsida; Lamiales; Oleaceae
Source: the annotation of a GenBank genome assembly